GUACAAACUUUGAAUUCAAAACCAAUCCACCGCAACAGAGUUUCAAUCUAAAAACUUCCAUCAGAUCUGCCCAUCUCUCUCUCUCUCCAAUCCCACAAAUCACAACCUUCCUCAAUUCCGGCAAACUGUUCACAACCCUUCAUCCAGCAAACUAAAUUCAGUAGUACAAAACAAAAUCAUUCAAUUUACAAUCCCAAUUUUCAAAACUCUCAAAUCCCAAAAACAAUAAACAAAAAAGUUAAAAUCUUGCUUCAAAACUUAACUUGUUCUUGCAAUAUGCAAUAAAUCCAGAUUAUGGUCUGACAAAAUCAUCCAGAUUUCAAUACAACUUCACAAUCUAGCUCAAAAGUCAGCAAAUGGGUUCCACUCAAUCAGUCCAAACUCUAGAAGAUGAAGAAGAUGAAGAGGAAGAAGAAGAAGAUGAAGAAGAAGAUAGAAAUGGAGUAACACGGCAAGGAGAUUCACACACUGUAAAGAAGGUUCUAGAACAAGAGCCAGAGAUGUUACCAUGCUAUGCUUCAGCUUCCCCUCUCUCUCCUCAGCUUUCAUCCCUUGGGACCCCACGGAUGGGACCCUCUAUCAAGGUGUGGGACCCAUACAACGUUCUUGCGCCGCCGCCUCCUCUACCGCCUCCACCGCCAACUGUGAGCUUCGGGCGGAGCUAUUCGUCGGAUGGGAUGCUAGUGAUGGAUGAUGAGAGAGAAAGAGGGAAUGUGAUGGAGGUUUAUUUGAUUAGUCAUGGAGAAAGUGAGAUGAGUUUGAGGCAUGAUUUAAUUAGUGGGAGGUGUCCUAAUGCUGGUUUGACUAAUAAUGGGAAAAGGCAAGCUAGGGCUUUGGCUGUUUUUUUGAAUUCUCAAGGUGUUAGGUUUAAUGCUGUUUAUUCUUCGCCUUUGGAUCGAGCUAAAGCUACUGCUGCUUCUGUUUGUCAGGAGAUGAGUUUUCCGGAACAACAAAUACAGUCAGCUGAUGCAGUCACUGAAAUGAGCCAGGGCGUUUGGGAGGGCUGCCCACGCACUGAAAUGUAUACUCCUGACAUACUGAAUUUAGUAGACAGACUUCAGCCAGAUUUUGCUGCACCAUCUGGGGAGUCACUCAGGCAAGUGGAAUUCCGAAUGGUUGAGUUCCUGAACAGGACUUUACUUGUUCUGCCUGAAAAACUGAGAUCCGAUUUUCUCUCUCCUCGCCCAAAUGAUGGAGGGUUUUCACAACAGAAUUCACAUGCCUAUGGAAACUCUAUUAAUGAUCGAGAUGGGCCGUCUUACCCUACACCGCAGUGGGAUUUGCUAUACAGACACCGACAGUUAUCGAGAAAAAAAUCUGGGAAAAGCAGGUUGCAGGUAGUUACUACAACAGGUGUUAAGACUGAAAACUACCAGGAGGACGAGAUGUCUCCUAAGGAACCGAGCCGCCAAAGCUCUAUUAGUGAUUUGAAUGCUCAGAAUUCCCAAACUAGCAUUGGAAUUUUUAGUCAUUCAGUACCUAUUAAGUGCUUAUUAAUGGGCAUCCUUGGUUGCAGCCCUGUUAUGUCACAUAAGAUUUGUGUAGAGGAUUCUUCUGUGAGUGUGUUGGAACAUUCUUGGAAAACUGGUUGGCAGAUAAAAAGAUUGAACGAUACAGCUCACCUGAGGCUUCUCUAGUUGUCUGAUACUUGAGUUUUGAAGAAGCAAUAUCGCAAGGAGCCAUCAUUUGGUUUGUUUGAUGUUGCUUCCCGAUGUUAUGCAUACGUAACUGUAUCUUUGUUGUGUACUGUAAACCUUAUACCCAUAUUUAUUACCCAGUUACUUUGCCCCAGAUUAAGCAAUGGAUUUGGGGUCACUGUCUUUAGUAAUUCUUUGAAUCCGUUAGCAUCAACACCAGUUUUUUUUUUAUUAUACAGAUGUUAUCUUUCAGAAUUAUGAAGAAAUGAGAAGUUAUUUUUUUUUGUGA
This is a messenger RNA of Spinacia oleracea (spinach), 1926 nucleotides long. RefSeq lists its product as uncharacterized. The record is from RefSeq and is a predicted model, not a curated record. Bases 357 to 1637 code for a protein of 426 amino acids. The transcript has 2 exons. NCBI's taxonomy places the organism in Eukaryota, Viridiplantae, Streptophyta, Magnoliopsida, Caryophyllales, Amaranthaceae.